Argentina anserina (silverweed cinquefoil) is the source of this 1225-nucleotide messenger RNA. RefSeq names its product phenylacetaldehyde reductase. Lineage: Eukaryota; Viridiplantae; Streptophyta; Magnoliopsida; Rosales; Rosaceae. Gene Ontology annotation, molecular function: oxidoreductase activity, acting on the CH-OH group of donors, NAD or NADP as acceptor. The record is from RefSeq and is a predicted model, not a curated record. Bases 32 to 1006 code for a protein of 324 amino acids. The transcript is spliced from 6 exons.
UGAUCUCCCACCAGAAAAGAGAGACAGAGAAAUGUCGAAGCAGGGUGGUGAGGUCGUAUGCGUCACCGGUGGAAGCGGCUGCAUUGGAUCAUGGGUCGUCCGCCUCCUCCUCGACCGCGGCUACACCGUCCACGCCACCGUGCAAGACCUUAGCGACGACGGCGAGACUAAGCAUUUAGAAGCCCUAGAAGGUGCUCCCGCCCGGCUCCGCCUCUUCCAGAUAGACCUCCUCGACUACGCCUCCAUCUCCGCCGCCGUCCACGGCUGCUCCGGCGUCUUCCACCUCGCCUCUCCCUGCACCGUCGACCAAGUCCACAACCCUGAGAAGGAGCUUCUGGACCCAGCGGUCAAAGGCACGCUGAAUGUUCUCACGGCGGCGGAACUGGCCGGCGUCGGGCGCGUGGUGCUCACGUCCUCCAGCUCGGCCAUCACUCCCAGCCCUGGCUGGCCGGCCGACGCCGUCAAGAGAGAGGAUUGCUGGACUGACGUUGAGUACUGCAAGCAGAAGGGAUUGUGGUAUCCUUUGUCGAAAACGCUGGCGGAGAAAGCUGCUUGGGAAUUUUCCAAGGAGAAGGGGCUGGAUGUGGUUGUGGUGAAUCCGGGGACAGUGAUGGGUGAUGUUAUAUCGCCGAGGCUGAAUGGUAGUAUGUUGAUGCUCCUACGCCUACUUGAAGGCUGCACUGAAACAUAUGAAAACUUUUUUAUGGGUUCUGUGCAUUUCAAAGAUGUAGCUCUGGCGCAUAUUAUAGUUUAUGAGAACAAAGCAGCCUCUGGCAGGCACUUGUGUGUUGAGGCAAUAUCACACUAUGGUGAUUUUGUGGCAAAGGUAGCUGAACUGUAUCCCGGGUACAAGGUUCCCAGUUUGCCAAAGGAUACACAGCCGGGGCUGUUGAGGGAAAAGACUGGAGCAAAAAAGCUCAUGGACUUGGGUAUAGACUUCAUCCCCAUGGAUCAAAUUAUCAAGGAUGCUGUUGAGAGCCUAAAAAGCAAAGGAUUUAUUUCAUAAAUGCUGCUCUGAUCGGCAUAAAAACUUAUCAGGGACAAAUAUCUUGUACAUGUGGUGUGGAAAUGUACUUAGCUAGUUUUAACGGUUGGUAAUUAUACUAUGUUAUCAGCCAUGUUUCCAUGCAAGCUCUAUGUAUAUAAACGUAUACUUGUGAGAACUCAGUACUCAAAUUAUAGGAUUGACUUGAAUCGUAAAGGAAUGAAGUUUCUCUCCCUUGUA